Messenger RNA from Pseudophryne corroboree (corroboree frog), 2901 nucleotides. It is a transcript of the gene TMBIM4, whose product is annotated as transmembrane BAX inhibitor motif containing 4. The record is from RefSeq and is a predicted model, not a curated record. NCBI's taxonomy places the organism in Eukaryota, Metazoa, Chordata, Amphibia, Anura, Myobatrachidae. The transcript has 7 exons. Gene Ontology annotation, biological process: negative regulation of apoptotic process. Bases 187 to 900 code for a protein of 237 amino acids.
CCCUAUGGCACUGAAUAGCAUACUGGUUGCUCAAAGACACGUAGAGACACUCAGGCUGUGCACUGCGCAUGUUCUGCUGGCACUCCCCCCACCCUCCCAUGUUGUUACAGCUGAGCCGCAGCAGAACGAGUCAGCCGGAAGUACGGCGGUUGUUCUCUAUGGUGUGACUGGCAGGUGUAUGAGGAAAUGGCGGCCGCGGAUCAGUACCCCAGGUCAUCCAUCGAGGAUGACUUUAACUACGGCACCAAUGUGGCCUCAGCCAGUAUCCAGAUCCGUAUGGAUUUUCUCCGAAAAGUCUACAGCAUUUUGUUUGUGCAAGUUCUUUUGACCACUGUGACUGCUGCAGUAUUCCUUUACUUUGAUUCUGUCCGGUCUUUUGUUCAUGAAAGCCCUGCUUUGCUUCUUAUCUCUGCAAUUGGAUCCUUGGGUACAAUUAUAGCCCUGACUAUCAAUAGGCAUCGCCAUCCAGUGAACCUGUACCUGCUCUUUGGAUUUACCCUCUUGGAAGCUAUUACGGUUGCUAUUGCAGUGACGUACUAUGAGGUAGCUGUGGUUGUGCAGGCCUUUAUACUGACAACUGCUGUGUUCUUUGGCCUUACUGCAUUCACGUUCCAGUCUAAGAGAGACUUCAGCAAGUUGGGAGCUGGGCUCUUUGCUGGCUUGUGGAUCUUGAUCAUUGCUGCAUUUCUCAGGCUGUUCUUUUACAGUGAAACUAUUGAGCUGGUCAUUGCGGCUGGCGGGGCUCUGCUCUUCUGUGGUUUCAUCAUCUAUGAUACGCAUUUACUUCUGCACAAACUGUCCCCGGAGGAGCACAUUUUAGCUGCGAUCAACCUGUAUCUUGACAUUAUCAAUCUAUUCUUGCAUCUUCUUCGCUUAUUAGAAGCAAUCAACAAGAAAUGAUACACCGUAUUAUUUUAUGAAGUAGCUCAAUAUCAUAUAAAUCAAUCCAGUGCCAACAACUAAGUGUUAACUGUACCAGCAUUCUUAUUCCUUUGGACAACAUUCAUUUCAAUGGUAUUUCCAAGUUGUCAGUAUAUAUUGGGCAUUUCAGUCCACCAAGCUCAAAGGAUAAUUAAAAAUGCUGUUAAGUAUAAUUGAAUUAAAAAAGAAUUGAGAACAACUGUAGAAAAAGGGUUCUGUCUGACUUUCAGAAACAGACCCCCCCCCCCCCUUUUUUUCUUUUCUUCUUUCAUUAUAAUUAUUCCCUUUUUCAUCAGUUUUGUGCUUAAAAUAUUCCAACAAUCGUUGAUAGUGAUGGCACUUAAAUAUAUGGCACCGUAAGAGACCUUUAUGUUUAAGAGGACUUGUAUUACACCAUAUGCAGUACUGUCAGUUUCUUUCCAGCGUGUCUGAAAAUGAUAUAUACUUUCCAUUAAAUCUUUCUGUAGUAUGAAAGAAAAUAGUAAUAUAUUUUGCAAGGAUUUUGCUUGUGUGUAGUUUGAAUAACAAACUUAGUGCUUCACAGCAAUAUAUGAAAACUUUGCCUGACCUACUAGAAAAUGGCAGCAUUUGUAAGAACUAGGCCACUGCUUUUGUCACAGGACAAAGCCUGGCUGUGUCUGUAGCACCUUCAUUGUAAUGGGUAGCAGAGUCUACAUUCCAGUGUUUCUCUUCAGCAGUGAUUUUGUGACACUAAAGGCCCAUACACACUUGACGAUGCAUCGUCGUUAACGACUUCCCUUGAACAGCUGAGCAAACGACAUGAGCAUACACACUACCAAAGACCAUUCAUCGUUGAAGCAUCCAAGCUGAACAGUUUAUUAAAAUAAUGAGCUGGGAACAGGGCUGGUGAACAGUGGCUUGGUCGUUGGUCGUUCACACCAUACACAUUCAACAACGUCUCUGGUCGGUAACGACCAUAGUGGAAAUUGAGCAUACAUGCUCCACAGAUAAGCGAGGGUCGUUAACGUCCCGCGGGGCCACGCAUCAGUGGUCGUCGGAUGCAUACACACUUGACGAUAUAAUGAGCGACGUCGUUGAUGAGGGCUAAAAUGAACGACGUCGCUCAUUUUAUCGUCAAGUGUGUAUGGGCCUUAAGCUUUUCCAGCUGAAGAUGCUGUUUACAAAUGACAGUCUUCAGGAGACAACCUGCUGAUCCUUAUAUUGUCUAUGGAUUUUCAGGUGUCUAACGCACUAUUGGAUACAAUUAUCCAAUUAGAGAAGUGGGUUUUUUUUUGUAUUGGCUGAUUUCAUUUAAGAUUUGUUGGGAGGUGUAACUGUCGAGGCAAGUGUAAAUUACUAAAGUGUGGGUGGAAAUCAUACCAAAAUAUUACUAUUCUGUGUGUUUUGGAAACAAAAUAAAUCUUCAUACUGGACCUUAUUUUGAGUUGGCAUAUCCAUCAAAAGGGUACAUAUGACCAGGACAAACCAUUGCGCAACAAAAUGACAAGUAUUUUCUACAUGCAGCUUUAUUUUUACACUGUAAUUUACACGGUCAACACGGAAUUUGUCCCUGUACUUUAAACAUGUCCCGGAAGAGCAACAAAUAUUUGCCUAUUCUAAAUGAGACACACAGUGAGCAUUCUGUAUAAAUCCUGGUCGUGAGAAGUCUACAAAUUAUACAGCAAAAAAGGGUUAGUGCAAAUUAUUGUGCAGCUUUAAAAGUAUUUUUGCUGCAGAUUGUCCUGGUAUAUUGUAAACGCAGAUUGUGUUCGUGGGCUAGUGGGCACUGCAUCAACUCUGAUUCCCACCCGCGGUAAAAUUAAGGAUCAUUUAUGCAAAAGUUAUUUUAAACAUAAGUAAAUUACGGUACCUCACUUAAAUCAUGUUAAUUUAGUAAAAUGCUAGUUUGCUUGUAAAGUAGGAUUUUUUUGUGUAAGUUUAAUAGCUAUCAUUAAAGCAUAUUUAAAUUACUGAUCAAAGUGAUUUGGAUAUUAUUUAAUAAAAUAUCUUGAUUUUAAA